Messenger RNA from Lingula anatina, 837 nucleotides. Its product is annotated as allatostatin-A receptor-like. Lineage: Eukaryota; Metazoa; Brachiopoda; Lingulata; Lingulida; Lingulidae. Gene Ontology annotation, molecular function: G protein-coupled receptor activity. Gene Ontology annotation, biological process: G protein-coupled receptor signaling pathway. Gene Ontology annotation, cellular component: plasma membrane. The record is from RefSeq and is a predicted model, not a curated record.
UAUGUUUGUAAACUUUUCAAGUACACGGUGUUUGUCACCAUGUCAGUGAGUGCCUAUACUUUGGUGGCUAUUUGCGUGUUCCGCUGUAUUGCCAUUGCUUCGCCUUUGCACUCCUCUGUUACCUUAACAAAACGUCAUUCGGGCACUGCGAACCUCAUAGUUUGGCUCGCCAUGAUUGUCAUUAAUAUUCCUGCCGCCAUUUUCUACACGGAGCAAAGGAAGAACUAUUGCCACUUUGUGUAUCGCUUUGAAUACCAAAAGUAUAUUUUCAACACAAUCACUAUUGGGAUUGACUUUCUGCUGCCGAUGAUGUUGUUUUGCGGAGGAACUAUGUUUAUCAUCCGUACUCUCUGCAAACGGAACAAAGCCAUUUGCAAAAUUAAUGGAACGCAACGGGGAGCAACUGAAACCGAACACUCCCGCCGCAACACCAGAAAACUGAUGGUCUUAGUGGUGUCCGUCGCCGUGGUUUACUUUCUCUCGUGGCUGCCUUUCCAACUUAUAGCUCUUGUCAACACCAUUCAAACCCACGGGACAAUAGAUGAUUGUUCCUCAUACGUUAUCUCUACUGUCGCCCAGCUUCUUGCCUUUGCCAACUCUUGCUUUAAUCCUAUAAUAUAUAACUUUGCCUCAGCAGGCUUCAGGCGGGCCUUCGUUAAAGCUUUGAAAUGUUGCCCCAUACUCCGCCUUAGACGUACGUCAACAGGGGAAACGCGCAGCACGAAUCUAGGUAUGGGGGAUAUCCCAAUGGGUGACAGACAAUCAAGGAAGCGUUUGAUAACCAGCUAAGUGUGUUUAAAAGACUGGUCGAUGCAGGUCUGAAUUUGUCCUUUGUAC